Molecule: messenger RNA, 783 nt
Organism: Cotesia glomerata
Lineage: Eukaryota; Metazoa; Arthropoda; Insecta; Hymenoptera; Braconidae
Exons: 2
Coding region: 370-684 (104 amino acids)
Source: RefSeq, a predicted model, not a curated record
CUUCUUGACUCAGUUGUUGAAUUAUUUUUAAAUUAAUAACAUGUCAUCCGAUUUGACGUAUUGUAACAAAUGGGGAGCUAAAAAAAUUUUAAUUUUAUGAGAUUAUUGAAGCGAUUAAAAACAUUGGAAAUAAUUCACAAAAUUAUACUUUAGUGAAAGAACUAAAAAUUAAUAUAAUUAAAUUUUUAUAAAAAAUUUCUAAGAAAUAAUUGUUUGUCAUAUUGUCGGUACUCAAAUUUAUAAAUGUUAUUUAUCCAAGUGUCGAUGUCAAUCUUACGUAGAAAAAGUAUCACUUUACCUAAAUAUAAAUAGAGAGACUUAUCGCAAUUUUUCCACUCUCAAUUUUGUGUUCUGAAGAAAUUCUUUAACAUGUUCUGCCAAUUUUUAUUCGCUUUGCUGCUCAGUCUUUUCAUUUAUGACCAGGUGAAUCCAGCGCCUGCAAAAGCUCCAAUUUUACCAGAAGUCAAUGGGAUGAUUAAUAAAUCAGUGGCAGGCGCGGCUGCAGCGGUUAAAGAUGCCCAAAUUACAGCGAAGGAGAUAGUUCAGGAUAUUUUCAAUUGGACCAAUCAAGUUGGAUUGUUAACUAAGCAAUUGAUAGAUUUUGCUAUUGAUUCGUCGCAACAAAAUGAAAAUUCCAUGGUCAAUUUUAAUCCUGCUAUUUCUGUUGACGGGAUAAUGGGAUGAUAUUUUUAUAAAUAAAAUAAAAAUUUUGUUUUUAAAAAGUUGUUCAAAAAUAGAUCAAAUAUUUUGUAACUUUACUCAAUAAUAAUAUGAAAUAUUUUA